Condylostylus longicornis is the source of this 796-nucleotide messenger RNA. RefSeq lists its product as uncharacterized. The transcript has a single exon. The record is from RefSeq and is a predicted model, not a curated record. The coding region runs from base 221 to 724 and encodes 167 amino acids. Lineage: Eukaryota; Metazoa; Arthropoda; Insecta; Diptera; Dolichopodidae.
AACAGUUGACCAUCAAAAAUUUGCUAGUGCAACAAGUAGGAAUAAUUUGUGUUAAAAAAAUUUAUUAAAUUUAAAUUAAUAAAAAGAAUCAGAAGCCAAUCAAAUAAGUUUUUCUUUAUUUUAACAAAGGAAAAUUAUAUUUUUUAUAAAGAAGUCAUUUUAUAUUUCGAAAUACAAUAUUUGUCAAUAUUUUAGACAUUGACCUUGAUUAACGUAUAGAAUGGAAAAUACAAACGAAAUGGAGGCAAGUAUUGAGCAAUCUGACUAUUUAAAGAUGUUUGGAUUUGAAGCUGAUUUACAAGAAAAUAUUUUGCCACUUGAAGAAACAAUUGCUAUUAUGACAGAGAGGUUGGAAGAGUUUGAAUCUUUGCUAACAAAAAUAGCAAACGAUUCUAACAAUGUUGUCGAAAAUGAUGUUGUGCAAAUUAAGGAAUUUGGACCACAUUUUGAUGAUAUGUGCAGCAACAUUGACAAAAUGGAUAAAUUUGUCAACAUGGUGAACGAAAAACUGAAAAACUUAGAAGAGACGAUUGACAUUGCUCACGAAGAGUUAGACAUUCCUGAUUACAACAGCAUAAAAGGAAUAUUCAAGCCAUUAGUAGAAGCGGUUGCUCUAGGAAAAUCGAAAUACAUGUACAACUCUUCAAGAACAAAUCUAAACGAGAAUGGAUCUUUCAUAAAACCCGCUAUAUUAGAUUCGUCGGCACACUUUAAUAGCGAGUAAAAAUUUUUAGUAUUAAAACGUUAUGUAUAAAAUAUUGUAGGUAAUAAAGAAUUUGUUAUUUUUUAAUUCAAA